AUGGAUAUAACUCCUUACACUUCAAAGAAACUAACAUCACCACACUUGAGCGUUCACUCCAAUAACCAGCAUCAGAAUAAUAUCGUUGAUGAAGCUGCAGCCAUAGACAUGCACCGGAGCAACCAUAGCCACACUUCCACAAGCCGUUCUUCUGACUCUAGUGAGCCUAGUGAGGAUGGAAAAUGGGCCCCAAAGCUUCUAAGAGAGUGUGCAAGAGCAAUAUCAGAGAGAGACUCAACAAAGAUCCACCAUCUUCUUUGGAUGCUAAACGAGUUGGCUUCCCCUUAUGGAGAUUGUGAUCAAAAACUAGCUUCUUACUUCUUGCAAGCUCUAUUUUGCAAAGCCACAGAAUCAGGCCAAAGAUGUUACAAGACUCUAUCUUCAGUGGCUGAGAAAAACCACUCUUUCGAUUCAGCAAGAAAGUUAAUACUCAAGUUUCAAGAGGUAAGCCCUUGGACAACCUUUGGACACGUGGCUUCCAACGGUGCAAUUUUGGAAGCCUUAGAAGGGGAAACUAAGCUUCACAUAGUUGAUAUCAGCAACACCCUUUGCACUCAGUGGCCUACUCUGUUGGAAGCCUUGGCCACAAGAAACGACGAAACUCCUCACUUGAAGCUCACAGUGGUGGCAUUAACUGCUAGCGUAGUAGGAUCAGUGAUGAGGGAGGUUGGUCAACGAAUGGAGAAGUUCGCAAGGCUCAUGGGUGUGCCCUUUGAAUUUAAUGUGAUUAGUGGGUUGAAUCAUCUCACCAAAGAGGGUCUUGGGGUUCAAGAAGAUGAGGCUAUAGCCGUGAAUUGUGCUGGGGCGUUGAGAAGAGUUGAAGUGGAAGAGAGGGAAGCAUUGAUUCGUGUGUUCAAAUCGCUUGGUCCUAAAGUUGUGACCGUUGUUGAGGAAGAAGCGGAUUUUUGCAGCUCAAGUGAUGACUUUGUGAAGAGUUUCGAAGAGUGUCUUAAGUUUUACACACUCUACUUUGAGAUGUUGGAGGAGAGUUUCCCUCCAACGAGUAACGAGAGAUUGAUCUUGGAGAGGGAGUGUUCAAGGAGCAUAGUUAGGGUUUUGGCUUGUAGUAGUGAUGAAUUUGAAGAUGGUGAGUUAUUGGGUGAUUGUUGUGAGAGAAGGGAGAGAGGAACACAAUGGAGUGAAAGGCUUAGGAACUCGUUUUCCCCAGCUGGGUUCAGUGAUGAUGUUGUGGAUGAUGUCAAAGCAUUACUCAAGAGGUACCAACCAGGAUGGUCUCUUAUGGUGUCCCAAGGAGAUGAUCAUCAUGGAAUUUACUUGACAUGGAAAGAGGAACCAGUGGUGUGGGCAUCAGCAUGGAAACCCUAGCUGCUUGAGUUGAAUAUGUGUAUCUAUUAUUAUAUAUAUUUGUGUUUUGUGCCAUUGCUAUAUAUCAUA
Messenger RNA from Abrus precatorius (Indian licorice), 1395 nucleotides. Its product is annotated as protein SHORT-ROOT-like. Gene Ontology annotation, cellular component: nucleus. Gene Ontology annotation, biological process: regulation of DNA-templated transcription. The coding region runs from base 1 to 1326 and encodes 441 amino acids. NCBI's taxonomy places the organism in Eukaryota, Viridiplantae, Streptophyta, Magnoliopsida, Fabales, Fabaceae. The record is from RefSeq and is a predicted model, not a curated record. Gene Ontology annotation, molecular function: sequence-specific DNA binding; DNA-binding transcription factor activity. The transcript has a single exon.